This is a messenger RNA of Varroa destructor (honeybee mite), 6085 nucleotides long. RefSeq names its product TBC1 domain family member 8/9 (gene Tbc1d8-9). The record is from RefSeq and is a predicted model, not a curated record. NCBI's taxonomy places the organism in Eukaryota, Metazoa, Arthropoda, Arachnida, Mesostigmata, Varroidae. Gene Ontology annotation, molecular function: calcium ion binding.
UCAACAAAAACAACGAUCGUUAACGAUGUGGAUUGAGCCAAGGGAGAUUCUGAUUGCGUCGGGACUUUGGGCGACGGAGAAACGGUCGACGUUCUUCUCGCUACAACGGCGCAAAGGUCAUGGCUCUCGUGGUUUGUCUUCCGUUCUGCUCGGGACAGUCGAUUCAAUCCUAUACAACAAUAAGCCGGCACCGUUUCGCGUUAUCCAUCAUACGCCGAGCUCUGAAGUGAGCUGGGCCGUAGCUGAAGCCUUUCAGCAUGUUGAUAUUGAACGGGAUUGGCAGUGGCUGAUUGACAAUCUCUCGCCAACUCUCGAACAGUGCGAUGGUGAAGACCAAAUGACGGACAUCGUGAAGUGCAAAGUCACUUCACUGCUAAUGCAGAGCUUGCAGGCCUCUGGCGGAUGCCCAGACACCACCGAUCCAGACUUCCAAAACACGCUGUCGAGUUUCCGCCAACGUUUCAAUAUGCCAGAAGAGAAGUUAGUUAAUUAUUAUUCGUGCAACCUGCUGAAGAAUAGGGUCCCUCGACAGGGCUGGCUCUAUUUGUCAGUGAACACGAUGUGUUUUUACUCUUAUUUGCUAGGCAAAGAAACAAAGAUCAUUCUGCGCUGGACAGAAAUCAGCGUGCUGGAGAAAAGCCGAAAUUUCCUAUUUCCUGAGUCCAUUCACAUAGUGACGCGUGAUGACAAAGAGUACCUGUUCUCGCUAUUUACCUCAAUCAAGGAGACGUUUCAACUAAUGGAGCAGCUGGCCAACCUCGCCAUGCGACAGAUCAUAUCUGAGGAGGCGUACGAAGAAGAUCCAAAUGUGUUUUAUCGCAUGGUCAAAAACAUGCAGCGGAAGGGGUCGUUAGUUAAGCGCGAUCUGGACGCACGAGCUCAGUCCGAGUCGUAUCGGCUACGAUUUCGCCUGUCAAGUGACGAACGGCUAGAUGGAACCAUUGAAUGCUCACUGUUCACCCCCUACGACAAGAAAACAGUCUGGGGCAAACUCUUCUUCUCGAGUAACUACUUAUGUUUUGAUAGCCGCGUGCGAAACCUCGUGCGAGUGAUCAUUCCACUAAGAAAUGUUAUCAUGGCUGAGAAAACAGUCCUCACCUUUGGGUCGCGUCAACACGGCAUCCUUGUCAAUUGCAAAGAUGGCAAUACGUUCAUGUUUUCGGAGAUAGAUAAAAGCGAGCUGGACACAGUCGUCAAGAAAAUCAGUGACCUUCUGAGAUUACCACCAACCAAAGUUCUACUGCCGCAUGGAGACACGCCACGAUCCGAUGUUCGCUGGAAGUUGACUCCACCUCUUGUGCAACUUUUCCCGCUGAAGUAUACCGAUGAGGGAGCAUCGAAGAUGCAGGCGCAAAGUGCGAAAUGGGAGCACCAUUUCGUCGAGUAUUGUCGUGGAGUAAGUAGUUACCGCACAUUCGAAACGAUGGAACUUGUGCUUCAGGGAAUUCCCGACAAAUACCGCGGAGAAAUUUGGAUGCUGUACUCAGGCGCACUCAAUGAUAUGCAGCGCAACCCUGGUUAUUAUCAAUGGCUUGUUGAGGCUAGCCAAUCAAGGUCUAAAGCGUCGAUGGCUGCCGAUGAGAUCGAACGCGAUUUGCACCGUUCUCUGCCCGAACACCCUGCAUAUCAGGAUACUGUUGGUAUUGAUGCCCUCCGUCGAGUAUUAAACGCAUAUGCCUUCAAAAAUCCUCACAUUGGAUAUUGUCAAGCAAUGAACAUAGUUGCCAGUGUUCUUUUGUUAUACAACUGCGAAGAAGAGGCAUUUUGGUUGCUGGCCGCCAUGUGCGAACGCCUACUACCGGACUACUACAACACGAAGGUAAUCGGAGCACAGAUCGACCAACGGGUCCUACAGGAUCUCGUCAAGGACAACUUGGGCCUGCUUCACGACAAGCUUGAAGCGCUUGGAAUUCUGUCGAUGAUCUCUAUCUCAUGGUUUUUGACUUUGUUCCUUAGUGUUAUGCCAUUUGAGGCCGUUGUGCAGAUUAUGGACUGCUUCUUCUACGAUGGUCCUAAGGUCAUCUUCCAGGUGGCGUUGGCAAUUUUAGACAAAAAUAAGAAGGCUCUUUCCGAGGUUGUUGACGACGGGUCCGCUCUUGCUAUCCUAAACAAGUUUCUGGGCGGUAUCACGAACGUGACAGGGCCCAUCGUUCAGAGUAAGCAGCUACCUCUUACUGAGGAAGAAACAACCGACAUCAGCACCCUCCUUGACUAUGCCUAUCGAACGUACAACUUCAUUAGUGAAGAGAUGAUCGAGAAGCUUCGAAAUAAGCAUCGGCUUCUAGUAGUACAAGACUUAGACGCACAAUCGAGCACGCAGGUUCUUCGAUCACUGAACUCGGACAUGAUGCUGAGACAGCUGUUAAAAGAAAGCGAUGCCCUGGAUCUAUUGCAUCUGGUCAAGAAAGAACAACAGCUAAGUAGCCGCCGGCCCGGAUUUCAUAAUUUGGCGCCGAAAACCGACCCUCUGCUUCCCGUCUACGAGCAGUAUAAUCUCGAUUUUGAGCACUUCAGCAAACUAUACCAGCAGAUCUGCGACUCGAUGUGGUACACCGGUGACCAUCCGGAACAGCUGAUGUUGCGAAUGUUCCAUCUUUUCGACGAAAACGAAGAUGAUUUCAUAAAUUUUCGUGAACUCUGCCAACUCGUAGCUGUUCUGUGCUACGGAGAUUUGGAGCAUCGCUUGGGACUUAUCUAUUCGGCGCACCUAGUGAAAAGUGUAGCGGCAGAUGAACCUUCACCGCUGGAGCUACUUGAGGACACUGAAACGGCAACCGAAGCCGAAGAGUACUUCGCGAAGAGCACAAGUGAGGACAAUGUCGAGUUCAAAAAUUUGUCGACCUACACACACGCGUCGCUGCUUGACGCGCUCGUCUGGAGUCGCCAGCAGAGCGGACAUUGGCCGACCUCGCAGAGGUCACCGUCUGUGAGCUCAAUGAACCUCGAUGAGAUUUUUCAGGAGCUGCCUGACAUGAAUCAGAAACAGUUUAUGGCCAUGUUCACUAGCUUAUACAGACUCUUUGUUGGACACCCGCGAGAAAACGACUUUGUGAAAUCGCUGGCUAAUAUCAGCACGAUUCUCCUGCAGACAGGUGAACUUCAGCAGAAGAUUGAACGAUCUGCAUCACGAGAAACGGCAACCGCGUCCCAGCAGCACAUAGCUGAUGGUGCUUCAAGUCGGGGUACGUCGACUUCGGAAGGUAGUGCGGGUGGCGAUGGGAUUGCUCGCCAGCAAGACCGAUGGAACAUCCAGUGGUACCUAUCCUUUAGCCAGUUUCGUAAUACACUACGAAUCGAUGAUACGUUGUGCAAUUUUUUCUCCCUUAAAUUGCCCCUGUCGGAGAAGCUAACCGCAAUCAGGAAAAACAAGCUAUAAGGCACAACACUUCAUUGUAUCCCUGGGGCAUUCUCGAGUUUUCGAGAACCGUAAUAAUUAUAAUGCAUCUGUGGCACAAGUUAAGAAUAGAAAUCAUGCCAAGCAGACGAAAGUUAAAGAAAAAAGCUUUUCAAUUUGUUCAUCAUAAGCAUGUAUCUAUAAUCGCUCGGGACACGUUUGCGUGGAAUGGACGGGAGCCAUAUCGACCGUUCAGGUUCACUGAAACAACAAAAGAAUUUCAUUGCAUCGUUGUGAUCCGUUCCGCCACUGUGUUGUCGUAGCCGUCCAAAAUUGCAUUUAUCUAUGAUGCAAAUGACAUUGAUAUAUUUGUUAGUGUAAGUUCAGCGACUAAUUGACCCCGUAGUUCUAGAUAAUAGGGCUGUUAGCGUUGAUCGAAGUGAGUGACAAAAGCAAAGAGGUCCGAACAAUCUGUAUCCUACGAAGCCGACUUUUCACCGCAAACCGAAAGAGCGUUAUACUUGACUUGUUGAUUGAUUAAUAAAUAAUACAGCAAUGUAGUAUAUUUUCACGGGAAAAUGGUGCAAUGAUAAAUGCUAUAUAAUAACGAGACACAAGUUUAACUCAAUUUCAUUUGCAAGCUCAGACGUCAUAGAAUGAUGCAAAUCUUAAAGAAGUAUGAACCUAUAUAUAAAUAUAUAUGAUACAGAAGUUGGUAUAUGCUUUAAUGGCUAUUUAAAAAAAGAAGAAGAAAUAAGCGUAGUGCUAUAUAAAAAAAAAAGCCUGUAUAAAGGAUGAAGUAAAAUAAAGAGUUUUCUAUGGCGAAAGAGGCGCCAAAUUUCAGAGCAUUCCUAACUAAACUCGAUAGGAACACGUGUGUCACGUAUUGUUUUUUUUCAAGACUAAAAGCCUAGUUCGUUUGGAAAUCUUUACUCACGAAGACAGUUAUACAGAAAACCCUGUAAGCGUAUCUAAGCGCCACAAAUACGUGACCGAGAAAUAUACACUGAGUAAGUGACUUGCUUAUGACCUAUUAGUAAGCGGCAGAUAUCCAUGAUUUAUGGUCUUGCAAUCGGCUUUGUCGAUUCUUUAUGGUGAGGACCAAAAUAAAACAACAUUCACAGGAAAGUUGAAAAGACAGUUCUAUAUCGACUACAUAAACAGAAAAAACGUGUGCAAGAAGGCAAAAAAUAAAUCGGUGAGAGAUGUAAAACAGACAAGUUAAGUAUGUAUCAGAACGCCUUGGUGGAGAUUCUGCUAGGACUCCGCAAGGAUGUGUAAGUCAGUGACAGAUUCGCAUGCGCCUACCGACAAUUAGGGCCCGAUACUUUCAAUGUUCGUCGAAAUGUAUUUUUAAGAGGAAAUAUGAUUGUCGAAAGAAAUGAUGCAAUAUAAAAUGUGUUCUUUGUUUUCUCUCUCUUUUUCUCUAUGUAUGUGUGCCAUGUAGCAGUGUUCCGAAUUUGGAACAGCAGUAAGCUCCUAGUAACAAAAUUAAAAUUGUCUUAAAGUCACAGAUAUUCCAAAGUGAUUAGAAUGUGGAUCACACGGUUAACAGAAAUGAAUCAUAAAUAUUAUCUUGAGGAUAUUGCUUUGUGUAAAAAUUUUUAAUGGCGAAAUUCUUAUAUAAUGAAAUCUGUUGCGAAAGUUAUGAAAGUAAUGUUAGGUUUUUUUUUACAACAUGUAUGAUUUUCUAAAGAUUUUAUUAUUCAGGAUGAGUGAAAUGCUCCUAUAACUAAUACUGAACGAAGUACGCUAUGACGCUGGUAACAGAAAUUUUCAUAAAUAACGCUUUAUUAAUCUGAAAUGUUAUUCUAUAUAUCAUUAAUUACUAUUAUUUUUUACUAAUUUGCAAGUGUAAGUCUCUAUUAAUUAUUAGUUUUACAGGGUAUUUGGGGUGAAUUAGAAUAAAUAUCAGCUGGCUGUUUGUCGCGAUAAGCAUACGUUCGCUAUCUAUUCUUGGAAGUAAAGCUAGUUAUUAUCUCUGAAAUAAAGUAGCGCAUUUAUCAUCAAAUGAUGGUUAUUUAUCAAUAAUGAAUUUCGGAAUAUGAGUGAACACUAACGGUUGUCCAAUGUCCUCACCUUGACAGUGUUACAGUAUUGGCCAAACACUAAGGCAUAUGAGAUGCGAGAGGCGAUGUACGUAUUUCGGUCCGAAAUUGCCGCAUGCACGUUUGUACAUAUUACUUCAGUUUUUAUUUGGCAUCUGAUGUUUCAAAUAUAGCAUUAGUACAUCUACUAUAUAUAACGUGUGGCUGCUAUUUUUUACCUAUAGUAUUAAUAGGUAUCGUUUCAGUCGUCGCACGUAGGAAUGAUAAUGGACCGGGAACGAUGAGCAUUGUAAAUCAUCGUCGUCAUACUUAAUAACGAUAAUACGUAUAAUCUAAGCUGUAAUAAAGCUAUUACUUAAAUACUUUACGAAUUCAAGUACUUUACGAAUACCUUGUGCAAUAUGAACUCAUUAUCUAAAUCUGAUAGAUGCUGCAAUAUGGCUUCCGUUCACGAAAUCCCUAGUUUUCCUUAACUAGGAUAAUCACUUCGAAUAAGUCUUCUUCUACUGGGAAAGAUUAUUAAAAUGAAAAAGAUUUUGUCUUGCUAUCUACGUAAAUACGAGAGUACACUAUGUUCAAGAUUGUUGGCAAGAUGUUUGGCGAGCCCCAUGAUGGCGUAGUAAAUAACCUAUUCGCGUUCUAAAGAUAUAUGGUGAUUUAUGCUCAAGUACCGGACGCAAAAAGUGGGAGCAUGAAGAGGGAC